GCAUUAAAAGAGCAGAUGCAAAAUCUACGGAAUGCUGAUGAUGAUGCAAAAAGAUUUCUGGAUGAAACAGAGAAAAGUUUUGAAGAAGCCCAAAAGCACAUACAGGUUCUGAAGAGUGAUAUUGCAGGAAAAGAUGCAGAGGUUGCACAAAUGAAAGCUCAUAUUUCAGAGCUUAAUUUACAUGCUGAAACACAGGCAAUGGAGUACAAGCAGAAUGUCAAAGCAUUGGAAGCGAUGGUCGAGCAAGUCAAACCUGAGGGCAUUUCCACGCCAUCCACCAAUGCUUUGUCAAACAAGUUUGAGAAGAACGCUCGCCAAGUCAUUAAGGUUCAGUUUCCUUGCAAAUGCGGCAACAAAACCGGUAAGUCCAACAAUUUACCACGGUACAAAAUAAAACCAGGUGACACGUUAAGCGAAAUAGCGACGGUUCGUUUUGCCGGUUUGGUGAAGUAUCAACAGAUCCAAACCGCUAAUAACAUACCAGAUGCUAACAAUAUAACCGCUGGUGAUACGCUUUGGAUUCCUUUGCCUUGUAGCUGUGAUAAGGUGGAUGACAGCAGUGUUUUGCAUUAUGCACAUGUUGUGGAAUCUGGUAAUACCAUUGAUAUCAUUGCUCAAAAAUAUGGUACAACGCCACAAACUCUACUCUCUGUCAACGGUAUUGAUGAUCCUAAAACACUUCAAGCCGGUCAAGUUCUAGAUGUUCCUCGUCCAGUUUGUAAAUCAAAUGUUGGAAAUAAUUCCGUGGAUUUUCCAUUGCUUGUUCCAAAUGGGACUUAUUUCUAUACUGUAAAUGAUUGUGUUAAAUGUAAAUGUGACUCUACUGGUAGUAAUAACAACAACAAUUCUAUGUUGCAAUGCGAGGAGUCGAAUAUAAAACCGAUAAAUCAUUGGUCGGUUUGUCCGUCUGCGAAUAUGUCCUCGAGAAUAAAUCUGAUAACAGCAUCCUGUUGA
Messenger RNA from Lathyrus oleraceus (garden pea), 954 nucleotides. RefSeq names its product lysM domain-containing GPI-anchored protein 2. The transcript has a single exon. The record is from RefSeq and is a predicted model, not a curated record. The coding region runs from base 16 to 954 and encodes 312 amino acids. Lineage: Eukaryota; Viridiplantae; Streptophyta; Magnoliopsida; Fabales; Fabaceae.